GCCAGGGGAGGAAGAAUGCGGGUCUAUUUAAUGGUCUUCUGCCUUAUUUGCUGCACCGCGAACGGGCAAGCAGUGUAUUCCAUCGCCGAGGAAACAGAGCGGGGAGCGUCUGUUGGGAACGUAGCGAAGGAUUUAGGAAUAGAUGCAGCUACACUUUCAGCUCGGAAAUUUCGUGUGAUCACCGGUUCAAGUAAGCAAUAUUUUAAUAUAAAUGCAAGUACGGGGGCUUUGUCUGUUAACGAGCCCAUAGACAGAGAGCAGCUUUGUGAAUUAAAGUCUGCCUGUCUUCUGAAUUAUGAACUUGUGUUAGAAAACCCUCUAGAGCUUUAUAGGAUGGAAUUUAAAGUCUUGGACAUAAAUGACAACUCCCCCAGCUUUCCCUUAAGUGAAUAUCAUAUAAACGUGCCUGAGUUCUUGACACCCGGGGCACGGUUUACACUCCCCAAUGCCCAAGAUCUUGAUGAAGGUACCAACAGUGUCCAGAAUUAUACUCUGAGCCCUAAUGAACAUUUUCAUUUGGAAAUGCAGACACGUGGGGACGGGAGUAAAUAUCCUGAAUUGGUGCUGAAGAAAGCCUUAGACAGGGAGCAGCAAGCCACUCACAGACUUGUCCUUACAGCCAAAGAUGGUGGGGAUCCUCCAAAGUCCGGUGAUGUCCCGGUCAUUGUGACUGUGCUGGAUACCAAUGACAAUGCACCAGAAUUUGAGCACUCAGUCUACAGGGCGAGUAUCUUGGAAAACUCCCCCAGCGGCACUUUGGUAGUGCAAGUGCAUGCCACGGACUUGGAUGAAGGUCCAAAUGGAGAGAUCAGGUAUUCAUUUAGCAAUACUACUUCUGCUGAUCUACAGCGAAUGUUCUUAAUUCAUCCGCACACUGGGGAGGUGACAGUCAAUGGUGUUUUAGCUGUUCAGAGACCUCUCCUCGAGAUGCUUAUUGAGGCAAGGGAUAACGGGGCUUUUGGCAUGUCCAGCACAGCUAAGCUGCUGGUGGAAAUCACUGACGUGAACAAUCAUGGCCCAGAGAUAACAAUUACAUCCCUUUCCAGUCCCAUUCCUGAGGAUGCUGUUCCUGGCACAGUGAUAGCUCUGCUGAGUGUUUUGGAUAAGGACCCUGGGGAGAACGGGAAAGUAACUUGCCAGAUCCCUGAAAACCUUCCCUUCCAGUUAAAGCCUUCCCUUGAAAACUACUACAGCCUGGUCACCAGUGGGUUUCUGGACCGAGAGCUGAUCAGUGGGUACAACAUCACCAUUACUGCCACAGACUUGGGGUCUCCACCCAUCACCACUCAGAAGACCCUUUGGAUGCAGAUUUCUGACGUGAAUGAUAACCCCCCUGUCUUCAGUGCUGACACGUUUGAUGUGUUUGUGGAGGAGAACAAUCCACUUGGUGCUUUUCUCUACCAGGUCUCAGCAUCUGACCCUGAUACAGGUGAGAACGGACGGGUCUCUUACAUGCUCAGGAAUUCCACAGUUGCAGGCAGUGCCCUGGCCAGCUUUUUGUCUGUGAGCUUGGCCAACGGGAGCAUCUAUGCAAAACGUGCCUUUGACUUUGAGCAGCUUAGGAGCUUCUAUUUCCAAGUGGAAGCCAAGGACAAUGGGUCACCAGCCUUGAGUGCUGCCAUAACUGUGAAUGUUUACAUCUCAGACCAGAAUGACAAUGCCCCAGCCAUCCUGUACCCCAUCAGCCAGAAUGGCUCAGUAGCUGUGGAAGUUGUGCCCCGCCUGGCUGAUGAGGGCUACCUGGUGACCAAAGUGGUGGCAGAUGAUGAGGACAAUGCACAGAAUGCCUGGCUUUCCUAUCACCUUGCCCACUCCUCUGACUCCACCUUGUUCCGCUUGGCACCGCACUCUGGCGAGCUGCGCACCACGCGCUCCAUGCGCUCCACUGACUUCCUCAAGCACAAGGUGGUUGUGGUGGUGCGGGACCACGGGGAUCCACCGCUCUCCUCUACUGUGACGGUGGGCAUCCUCCUGGCUGACACCCUGCCCCAGGCACUGCCAGACUUUGACGACAGCGGGGAGCCACCACCACUGCUCAACGCUACAAACAUCUACUUGAUCGUUUCCCUUGCCUGUGUCUCCUGCAUCUUUGCGGCGUUCCUCCUCUUUCUUGCCGUUGUGCGGCUGUGCCGCUGCCGGACUUGCUGCUGCAGCAGCUGCUGCUGUCCAGCUGAUGAGUAUGAAAAGUAUUGCUAUAGUGUGCACAUGCUUCCCAGCUCCCACCUCCCGCCAGACAUGCUGGAGGUCACCGGUGUGGGUAAACUGACUCAUACCUACUUGUACAGGGCAUCUGUAGGUCUUGGGCCUAGUAACAGCAGCAUCCCAAAUGGUGAUGCUGGGAACAUUCCCAGCGGCUCAAGGUUACAAGUGCCAGGACCCUGCAUCCAAGUGCAGCAGGUCCAAAGUGAUCGGUUGAGUGCUGUCCUCGUGGCCAGUGCUCUGUGCGUGGCGAGCGACCUGGGCGUGGAUCCGCGGCGACUGGCGGCGAGGGGAGCGCGGCUUACCUCGGGCAGCGGCCGGCAAUACCUGGAGCUGGAGCUGGGACGCGGUGCGCUGCUGGUGCGGGAGCGCAUGGACCGCGAGGCGCUCUGCGAGCUGAGCCCCGCCUGCUUCCUCAGCCUGGAGUUGGUCAUCAAGCAGCCCAUCGAGGUGCACAAUGUGGAGGUGGAGGUGCUGGACAUCAAUGACAAUGCGCCACGCUUCCCUCGCCAGGAUUACCGGCUGGAGAUCAGUGAGUCCGCUGUGCCCGGGGCCCGCUUCCACAUUGAGAGUGCCCAGGACCCUGAUGUGGGCACCAACUCUGUGCAGAGCUACCAGCUCAGCCCCAGCCGCCACUUUGCCCUGGACCUUAAAGGCUUCCAGAGUGGUAGCAAGCUCCUGGAGCUGGUGUUGCAACAGCCACUGGAUCGGGAGCAGAGUGCCCUGCAGCAGCUGGUGCUCACUGCUGUGGAUGGUGGGGACCCCCCCAAGUCUGGUACAGCCCAGAUCUCUGUGCGAGUUGUGGAUACCAAUGACAACCCACCUGCCUUUGACCGCUCCACCUACACUGUGAGCCUUCUGGAGAAUGCCCUGCCUGGCACACUAGUGGUCAAACUCAAUGCCUCAGACCCCGAUGAGGGCUCCAAUGGGGAUGUGAUCUACUCCUUUGGCAGCUACACCCCACAGAAGGUGAGGCAGCUCUUUAGUGUGGACCCACACUCAGGGGAGGUGCGGGUUAAUGGUACCUUAGACUAUGAAGAGGCAUCCUCCUAUGAGAUCUAUGUGCAAGCUGCUGAUCAGGGCCCUGUCUCUAUGGCUGGGCACUGCAAGGUGCUGGUCAACAUUGUGGAUGUCAACGAUAAUGUUCCUGAGGUGGUCCUGACCUCCCUGUACAGCCCAGUGCCAGAGGAUGCAAAGGCAGGAACUGUGGUGGCCCUGAUGAGCGUCACUGACCAGGACUCAGGGCUAAACAAGCAGGUGAGUCUGCGUAUUCCCCCUGGCCUCCCCUUCACACUCAACUCUUUCAAGAACUCCUACACCUUGAUCACCCAGGGCAAACUGGACCACGAGAAAGCAGCAGCCUACAACAUCACAGUUACAGCUACCGACUCUGGGAGCCCCCCUCUCUCCUCCCAGAAGGUGAUCCAUGUGGAGAUCUCUGACAUCAAUGACAAUCCUCCACGAUUCGAGGAACCUGUGUACUCAGUUUACAUCCCUGAGAACAACCCCCUUGGAGCCUUGCUGUGCACUAUGAAAGCUACUGACCCAGACGUCGCCGAAAAUGCCUAUGUGUCCUAUUCUCUACUAGAUGGGGAGAUUGACGGGCUACCUGUUGCCUCCUAUGUCUCCAUUAAAUCUGAUAGCGGCAACAUGUAUGCUGUCAGGUCCUUUGACUAUGAGACACUAAGGGAGUUCCAGGUGGUUGUCCAGGCUCAGGAUGCCGGGAUCCCACCACUGAGCAGCACUGUCACUGUCCACAUCUAUGUGGUGGACGAGAAUGACCAUGCUCCACAGAUUCUGUAUCCUACCUCAACCAACACUUCAGCAGCCCUGGAGAUGAUCCCACGCUCGGCAUAUGCUGGAUAUUUGGUAACGAAAAUUAUAGCCAUUGAUGGGGACUCAGGACAAAAUGCCUGGUUGUUCUUCCACCUGGUGCAAACCUCAGAGCCUGGUUUGUUCAGGGUAGAGCUCCAUACUGGGGAGAUUAGGACUACUCGCAAACUGGGGGAGGACAGCACACCUACUUUCAACCUGACGGUGGAGGUGAGAGACAAUGGAGAGCCACCGAUGUCCUCAUCAGUAGCCAUCACUGUUGCCGUGGUGGACAGAGUUUCCAAAAUCAUCCCUGAUACAAGAAGGCACUUUAAAAGUCCGAGCAAUUACUCAGAGAUCACUCUUUAUCUCAUUAUCGCUUUGAGCGCCAUCUCCUUCGUUUUCCUUUUCACAGUCAUUGGGCUUACUGUUAUCAAGUGCUACAGAUACAGUCUGUAUGGGGACUCCUGCUGUGCAGGGUUCUGUGGGGUCAGAGAACGGUCCCCUGCUGAAUUAUACAAACAGGCCAACAACAACAUCGAUGCUAGGUUGCCCCACGGUUUAAAAGUACAACCCCAUUUCAUUGAAGUGAGGGGCAAUGGGUCUCUCACUAAGACCUACUGCUAUAAGGCAUGCCUAACUGCAGGAUCAGGAAGUGACACUUUUAUGUUUUACAAUACUUGUGGCCCAGCAGGAACUACUGGUCCCUCUGCAGUGAUGACUGAGAGGCAUCUGACAGGACAGAGUGGGCAGAGUGCACAAAACCUGAUCAUACUUAAAAAUGAUUCCAUUACUCCUAAAGAGGUAAAUACUGGGACUUUCAGGGUCCAUUUGAUCUAA
Messenger RNA from Gymnogyps californianus (California condor), 4851 nucleotides. It is a transcript of the gene PCDHAC2, whose product is annotated as protocadherin alpha subfamily C, 2. Gene Ontology annotation, cellular component: plasma membrane. Gene Ontology annotation, molecular function: calcium ion binding. Bases 16 to 4851 code for a protein of 1611 amino acids. Lineage: Eukaryota; Metazoa; Chordata; Aves; Accipitriformes; Cathartidae. The record is from RefSeq and is a predicted model, not a curated record. Gene Ontology annotation, biological process: homophilic cell-cell adhesion. The transcript is spliced from 5 exons.